AUGGCAACAUGGCGCAGCUAGAUGUCUCAUCGCUCGGUCAACUACCGGACGAGAUGCUGAAGUUUGUUCUGCAACAUGGCACGGUUUCAGAGGCGGGCGCUCGUCUUGGUCAAUUGACAGUUCACAACAGGUCUGCCAUUCAGACACCGCAUUACAUCGUACCGACAUCGAGAGGCGCCAUUCCACAUCUCUCGCAGGACAAUGUCCAGAAACACACGAGAAUAUCGGCGGCAUACGUGUCGCUGGAGGAUUUUGUUGGAUGAUAGUCAUAGAGAAGUCGGCUGAAAAUGCGCCCAUCUACACCACCCCGACUCAGAACGGAGAUUCAGCCCUACGGAAUUUCACUGGGCUACCCUCCCAAUGCCUGUCUAUUCUAGGUCCUCGUCGCGUUCCGAGUAUAACGCCACCGGCGCAUAACACAAAUUCCUCCGUCACAAUCUCGACAUCCGUCGGCUUCAGAUUUCUAGAGUUGAAACAUUACAACGAGGCCUUGCGCAAGUUGAAAGCGGAUCUCUCGACGAGCCUGGCAGACGUCAUUCCGACUGAAAAUGCAAGCCUGAAGAGGAUUGCCAGAAGUGCAGACCGGACACAUGCCUGGCUCCGAGACACAAUUGAACAAAAAGACCGUGACGGAUUGAGGCCGUUCUUCGCCAGUAUUCCACCACUAGACUCACCCUUACUAUCACUCUAUCUCGACGAUAUACGCGACGAAUACAAAGAGCACAUAUCAGGACUAUGUCUUUACUCACCUGCAUCAACACCAGAACUCCCAGACUCCCUCCGCCAUUUGCCCAGAAUAUGUGUAGGUAACCCUACAACUCCACAAGCAUUACUGGCAUCGAUAGAUAUGGGUGUCGACAUGAUGACGAUACCAUUUGUCACACAGGCGUCGGAAUUUGGGAUUGCUUUGUCGUUUUCAUUUCCAGGCUCCUCCUCCUCAUCAUCCUCCUCCGCCGCAGAGACCAUCACCACCACCACACAGCCUCUUGGAAUUGACAUGUGGUCCGCCACCUACGCCACAGACACAUCUCCUUUGAGCGAGGGGUGCACUUGUUACACCUGUCGGAGACAUCAUCGGGCAUAUGUACAUCACUUGCUUCAGGCCAAAGAGAUGCUGGCCUGGGCCCUUUUGCAAAUCCACAACUAUUCCGUCCUCGACUCGUUCUUCGACCGAGUCCGUGAGAGCAUCAAGCGACGCUCUUUCGACGAUGACUCGGACACUUUUAAUCGUUUGUAUGAAUCCGAAUUACCAAAACAGACCGGCCAAGGCCCACGGAUUAGAGGCUACCAGAUGAAGAGUGUGGGUGGAGCGGAGGCGAGAAAGAACCAAAAGGCCUGGGGCAAGGUAGACGAGCAACUACAGAAACUGGCCGAAGCUGAGUCGGGCGUCGCUACCCCCGACGGCGAUGCAAAUGACAUUGAGGAGCACGUCUAGCCGAGAAAUUAUAGAGCAGCAAUGCAAAUGGACAAUCGAAGAGCGCGCUCCUGGCCAAGAAACCAAAAGACUUGAUAGGGCUUGGGUGGACAUCAUGACUCCCUCGUAACCUCUCUAACCAGUGGUCCAACCUGUUUCCUGCUCUU
Messenger RNA from Exophiala oligosperma, 1581 nucleotides. RefSeq lists its product as hypothetical. Gene Ontology annotation, molecular function: tRNA-guanosine(34) queuine transglycosylase activity. The record is from RefSeq and is a predicted model, not a curated record. The transcript has 2 exons. NCBI's taxonomy places the organism in Eukaryota, Fungi, Ascomycota, Eurotiomycetes, Chaetothyriales, Herpotrichiellaceae. Bases 260 to 1435 code for a protein of 391 amino acids.